Messenger RNA from Ambispora leptoticha, 627 nucleotides. The record is from the annotation of a GenBank genome assembly. Lineage: Eukaryota; Fungi; Glomeromycota; Glomeromycetes; Archaeosporales; Ambisporaceae.
AUGGUCAUCAAUAUCGACGUGGCUACAGCGGUCAAGAAUUUUUUGCUAAAUUAUGCCGAAGUUCAUGGCUUACCCAGUCCAGUCAGAAAUGUUAAUCGCGUAACCCAAUCCAUUAUCUUUCUACCGGCGGAAAUGAGCUACAGGUCUGUUCACCGUGACUUUUUAGCCGGUCUAGAAGAAAAUAGUAAAUUGCGUGCCCUCAAGUAUGAUGCAUUCCGCAAAUUAUGGCAUCAGCUUCCGUACAUUCAAAUCAUGAGCCCUCGAACCGAUUUAUGCGAUACCUGUCAACAGUUGCGAAAUGACUUGCAAUUUAAAGCCCGCAAAGAGGAAGAUGCCCAGGAUUUAUUAAAGAGAUAUAAAGAGCAUCUAGCUAAAGCCAAGUUAGAGCGAAACUAUUACAACAAAAAUACCAAGUUGGCGGAGGAACAAAGAAAAUUCAUUAAUCAGAAUUACUCUAUACUGAAGGGCAAGAUCGGUAAAAUUUAUUAUCUUAGUGCUCGCAAAGUACACUUGUUUGGUAUCCAAGAUGAAGCGGUCCACGAGCAAAUCAAUUACGUACUAGAUGAAAAUGAACUGCUUGGAAAGGGUCCGAAUGAAUCAAAUUUGCUUCCGUACUUUAAUUUAUAA